Messenger RNA from Culicoides brevitarsis, 1164 nucleotides. It is a transcript of the gene Cyp4aa1, whose product is annotated as probable cytochrome P450 4aa1. The coding region runs from base 1 to 1164 and encodes 387 amino acids. Lineage: Eukaryota; Metazoa; Arthropoda; Insecta; Diptera; Ceratopogonidae. The record is from RefSeq and is a predicted model, not a curated record. Gene Ontology annotation, molecular function: iron ion binding; heme binding; oxidoreductase activity, acting on paired donors, with incorporation or reduction of molecular oxygen. The transcript has 3 exons.
AUGAUUUCAUUUUUCGUGUAUCUCGUCUUCCUCAUUGUCAUUUUUGGGCAAUUUUUGACACCGUUGAAGGAUUACUUGACUCGCGUUUGGAUCGCAUUGCAUCUUCCGGGACCAAAAACGAAAUUUCCCUUCGGAAAUUGUUUCACACUGCGAGAUCCUGACGUUUUGAAGAAAGAAUUCGCACGUGGUUACUCGUUGUACGGCACUUUUGGUCGAAUCUGGUUGAUGUUUUUCCCGUUUUUUGUCAUUUUGCAUCCGGAUGACGUGCAAACGGUACUUGCGACGAAAAAACACACGGAAAAAAUGUUUCUGUAUAAAUUUUUACACAACUUUUUGGGCAAAGGAUUGAUUACGAGUGAGCGCGAACGAUGGCAAUGGCACAGGAAAUACUUGCAACCCUACUUCCAUUUGGGAAUUUUGGAGAAAUUCAUUGAAAACUUCGAAAAAUGUGCGAAACGAGGUUUAAUUGAAGAGAUUAACGACAAAAAUGAGGCUUUUAACGUCACUCCGAUCAUCAAUAAAUGCGUUUUGAACAUCUUAAAUGACAUUAUCGACGAAGCUUGCACGAUGAUGCUCGCAGGUCAGGACUCAACAGGCAGUGCUCUUGCUUUUCUCAUGUACUAUCUCGCCGAAAAUGAAGAUUUUCAACAAAAAUGCUUCUUGGAAGUCGAAAAAAUCUUCAAAGAAAAGUCUUUUGACGAGUCAUUGACCUUAACUGACUUAAAUAACAUGCGAUUUCUCGAGAUGUGUAUCAAGGAAACUCUCCGCUUACAACCAAGCAUCAUAAUUUACGGAAGAAAGCUGUCAGAGCCUGUAACUCUUCGUAACGUGACUCUUCCAGCAGGCAGUGACGUCUUUAUCAUUCCUUAUGCAACGCAUCGUAUUCCAGAAAUUUAUCCUGAGCCAGAAAAAUUUGAUCCCGAACGAUUCAACGUUGAAAACUCCCAAAAUCGAAGUAAAUUUGCGUUUAUUCCCUUCAGCGCGGGUCCUCGUAACUGCAUUGGAUACCAAUUUGCGAUUAUGGAGAUGAAAGUUAUCAUGGCAACAAUACUCAAAGACUUUCGGAUCAAGUCAGUGCCGGGCAUAACGAAAAUUGAACCAUCAUUUCGGAUAACUGUGAGAGCGAGAGGCGGAAUUUGGCUGAAAAUGGAAAAAAGAACAUGA